This is a messenger RNA of Mycetomoellerius zeteki, 1387 nucleotides long. RefSeq lists its product as uncharacterized. The record is from RefSeq and is a predicted model, not a curated record. NCBI's taxonomy places the organism in Eukaryota, Metazoa, Arthropoda, Insecta, Hymenoptera, Formicidae.
AUGCAAUUAACGAAAAUAAAUAUACAAAAGAAUUUAAAAUUAUCAAAGAGUGUCUUUGAAGAAAACAUAUUUUUAAUAAAGAAAGAUUUUCGUAAAACUCCACAAUUAACAACCAAAAAUUCUUUAUCACAGAGAAAAGACAUUCCUAAUGAUCCAGAAUCACAGUUAAUAAAAAGAACUGUCCAAAAUGACACUUUUCUGAAGAAUCUUAUUUCUUUAGCUGAAAAAAAAGAGAAAGAUAUUCCUGUAAUUCCACAAUCACAGUUAAUAGAAAGAGGCAUCUCAGGAAAUCUUUUGUUGGGCCCUUAUUCUCCUGAUAGGAAAGUCAUAUUUUUAGCUAAGCAAGAUGUUUCUUUUUCUAAAGAAGGACAAGACAUUUCUGAAAAAAAUGUAUUAUCGCAAUUAACGAAAAACAUUGUCCAGAAUAAUUUUUCUUGGUCGGAAAAACUUUUUUUUCGAAAUGAAAGAUAUAUUUAUUCAAUUAAGGAAAAGGAAAAGCUAUUACAAUUAACAAGAAGAAGAACUAUCCAGAACAAUUUUUUAUUGAAAAGAAAACUGUUAAUUAUUACUGAUGAUCAAGCAGCAUCCAUCCCUUCUUUAAGACUUGAACAAAUUAGGAGUGAUUCAAUACGUCUCCCUUAUCAAUCUGUCGUUUAUAGACGCUAUCCUCCAAAGGAUAUUCAGCAGACUUUUCAGGGAUUUGGGAAGAAAGCGCGAAAAGGAAACAAUAGUGUCUACAAAGUCAAGCUAUCACCUCCACUGGAAGAGAACUGGCAGGGUCAAGAGUCAACGGGAUUCGAUAACAGCGGGUCAGCUGAUAAAUGCGAUUCGAUCGUGAAAUAUAAAUUUAUGGUUCCAAAUCACUAUGCGAAGCAUCAGUCGAUCGCGAAAACACCAGAAGAACAUAUUAAGAUCUUCAAGAUUUUUUCUUGUUUUAAACAGCUAAUAGACAUCUCCGAAAAAGUUUUACUAGUUAACUCCAUCGUGGAAUCCAUUGAAAGUGUGGUAGAAUGUUCGAAUUUUGAAAAAUAUUCCAAGAGGAACCCGAAGAAUUCGUUAACUAUCUAUAUAUACAAGGAAAAAGACUUUGGUGAAAACUUGAAAUGUCAAAUCAUCAAAGUGCAAGAGUUCGAAAAAACAUUGGAGGAAUCAAUUAUUAAGAUAAAAGAUUCUGAAGAAAUCUUGACAAAUCAAGUUACAAAAAAAGAUAUUAAACUCACCUUGAAGAUAAUAGAUAAUCUUGCAACUUCAUAUCAUCAACAAUUAAUUUAAAGAGGUUCACAAAACCCCUUUGAAUUAUUCCUUAUAAAUCAUCAAUUUGUUGCCAUUAAUUGAGCGAAAGUUAUUGGAAAGAGAAAAGGUACAUAGAACGAUCAGCAAGAGACCC